Fulvia fulva is the source of this 741-nucleotide messenger RNA. RefSeq names its product Eukaryotic translation initiation factor 6. The transcript has 2 exons. The record is from RefSeq and is a predicted model, not a curated record. Gene Ontology annotation, molecular function: ribosomal large subunit binding. The coding region runs from base 1 to 741 and encodes 246 amino acids. Gene Ontology annotation, biological process: maturation of 5.8S rRNA; assembly of large subunit precursor of preribosome; cytosolic ribosome assembly. Gene Ontology annotation, cellular component: cytosol; nucleolus; preribosome, large subunit precursor. NCBI's taxonomy places the organism in Eukaryota, Fungi, Ascomycota, Dothideomycetes, Mycosphaerellales, Mycosphaerellaceae.
AUGGCGGUCCGCGCAUCAUUCGAAAACUCCAACGAAGUCGGCGUCUUCUCCACCCUAACAAACUCCUACGCCCUCGUCGCCGUCGGCGCCUCGGAAAACUUCUACAGCAUCUUCGAAGCCGAGCUCCAAGACGUAAUCCCCAUAACGCACACCACCAUCGCCGGCACGCGAAUUGUCGGCCGCCUGACGGCCGGAAACAAACACGGUCUCCUCGUUCCCACCUCUACAACCGACCAGGAACUUCAACACCUGCGAAACAGCAUCCCAGAUACUGUCAAGAUCCAGAGAAUCGAGGAGAGGCUGUCAGCGCUGGGGAAUGUGAUAUGUGCAAACGACCACGUCGCGCUCGUGCAUCCGGAUUUGGAGAGGGAGAGUGAGGAGAUCAUCGCAGAUGUUCUCGGUGUGGAGGUUUUCAGGCAGACUAUCGCCGAUAACGUCCUGACAGGGUCGUACAUGGCGCUCUCUAACCAGGGCGGAAUCGUACACCCGAAGACCUCAAUCCAGGACCAGGACGAACUUUCGUCUCUGCUACAGGUCCCGCUCGUGGCGGGCAGUGUGAAUCGUGGUUCACCAGUGGUGGGAGCGGGCAUGGUGGUAAACGAUUGGAUGGCUGUGACGGGACUGGACACGACUGCGACGGAGUUGAGUGUGGUGGAGAGUGUGUUUAAGUUGGGUGAGGGGAUGGCGCCCGGGGCGAUCAAUACGACGAAUAAGGAGACUAUGGUGGAGAGUUUCUACUAG